Messenger RNA from Rattus rattus (black rat), 1064 nucleotides. RefSeq names its product transmembrane and coiled-coil domains 1 (gene Tmco1). Gene Ontology annotation, cellular component: cytoplasm; endoplasmic reticulum membrane; endoplasmic reticulum. The record is from RefSeq and is a predicted model, not a curated record. The coding region runs from base 165 to 731 and encodes 188 amino acids. The transcript has 7 exons. Gene Ontology annotation, molecular function: calcium channel activity. Lineage: Eukaryota; Metazoa; Chordata; Mammalia; Rodentia; Muridae. Gene Ontology annotation, biological process: endoplasmic reticulum calcium ion homeostasis.
CCGGUUCCGUGCCCCGGAAGCGGAAGUGUAGAUUCCGUGCUGUCAAAGUUGUAGUGCUCCUCGAGGGUCGCUCCCGCGAAGUCUCUUCCCCGUCUCUUCCCCGUCUCUCUGGCUUUUGAGUGCUUCCCCCGUGAAGGGUGGGAGCGCAGGGACGGACGACCGAGAUGAGCACCAUGUUUGCAGACACGCUGCUCAUCGUUUUUAUCUCCGUGUGCACCGCGCUGCUCGCCGAGGGCAUAACCUGGGUCCUGGUUUACAGGACAGACAAAUACAAGAGAUUGAAGGCGGAAGUGGAAAAACAAAGUAAAAAAUUAGAGAAGAAGAAGGAAACUAUAACAGAGUCAGCUGGUCGACAACAAAAAAAGAAGAUAGAGCGACAAGAAGAGAAACUAAAGAACAACAAUAGAGACCUGUCAAUGGUGCGGAUGAAAUCCAUGUUUGCAAUUGGCUUUUGUUUUACUGCCUUAAUGGGAAUGUUUAAUUCCAUAUUUGAUGGUAGAGUGGUGGCAAAGCUCCCCUUCACUCCUCUCUCUUACAUCCAAGGACUGUCUCACCGAAACCUGCUGGGAGAUGACACCACAGACUGCUCCUUCAUCUUCCUGUACAUUCUCUGUACUAUGUCAAUUCGACAGAACAUCCAGAAGAUUCUUGGCCUUGCCCCUUCACGAGCUGCCACCAAGCAGGCUGGUGGAUUUCUUGGCCCCCCACCUCCUUCUGGGAAGUUUUCCUGAGGGAAAGCAGAAUUCUGAAUUUCCGAUCAUUCUUUCAGACAUUCGCAUCAGACUUAACAAGGCACCUGGCCACAUUCUCAGUUUGAGCUAUUUCUCGGCUGUGGAUAUGAACAAAUGAGAACACUGCUUAACUAAUGGAAUAGUGCUUAUGAUCAUGAUGAUUCUUUGUAAGUGCACUCACUGGUUCCAUUUGGGUGAUCUAUGUAACCACAGCAUCAUCUUUCUUGUCUCAGUAUUUCAGUGUAUGUGCCGUGUACACAGGAGCAGAUUGUCCGUGAACAUUAGCAACUAGGAGAAAAGAGUUUAUGUAACAACUUCAUUGGCAUUAUUUGU